UGUCCUGACAUGGGGGCAGGAGACAGCGGGGCUCACAGCUGUGCUCGACAGCUAGGCAAACAUCAACAAGUUAGCCGAGGCUUCUUAAUUGGGUUAACGUUAACAAUAAAGUGGCGCACGCAAUAUUGCAGCGCUCUGAAUUCCUGGCCAAUAUUGAUAGUUUUGGUAACUUUCUAUUUUAAUACAAGAGCCACGCGACUUGGGCUAAAUUGGGGCAACUGGGCCCCAGUGGAGCAGUAGACCACAGCUCGCAUAGUUUACAAUAAAAUAAAUUUAUUUUAUGUCCAAGCCUCGCCCAGAUCCACUCGAAGCGCUAGCAAAACGCAAACAGAGGCGGUUUGCCUAACUGCAAAAAUAUUUAAAUGUUGCGCGAGCGAGCGAGUUACGCAAAUGAAAUGCAAUCCUGGCCUGACUUAACACACAACUUCAAGGACAUUCGCGCACCGCUCACGUGCAGUCUGUGCACCGCCAUAACCUAGACUAUAAAUAACUGGCUGGCUAGCGGCGCUGCCUAGACAACCGAAGGGGUUGGGCAGGCCCAGAGCUGAGCCCAAUAGCCGCGCCGUGCCUGGCACGGAUCAGCGCAGCCCAAUCGACGCGACGCGACGGCUAACGCGACUUGGAUGUCGAAGGUUUGGGUUCGCCACGGCGCUGUUUCAGUAGCGCGCCAUUUGCUGAGCGCGGCGAUACUUCCGCUUCUCCAGCUGCUAGCCAGGAUGACAACCAGCGAUGAGAUGGGCACCUUCUGCCACGACCACAUUCAACAUCCGCUGAUGUGGUGCGACGAAAAGAAGCGCCUGGUCGAGCGCAAGAAUGCCGAGGAGAGCCUACGGAUGUGGCGUCGUCGCAAGGCCGAGGAAAACGCCCGCAAGGAAAAGGAUAAACAGGAGUACUAUGAUUUGUUUCUGCAGCACUGCCCGUGGGGCAGGCCAGGGGGUGGGGCGCCCAACGUGGAGGUGCGACGCAAGGACAUCACCGCAGCCGGACUGCAUUCGACGCCCACGGUGACGACCGCCCAUCGCAUCAACUCGCUGCAGCCUUGUCGCUACAACGACUACUUCACCAUGCAGAAGAAGUGCCACAAGAAUCCACUGGCCGUCUAUCACCAUCACCAUCAUCACCCGCCCGGGGCGGGCGGCCGGCUGACCCACGCCCACUCGAUUCAUCACCUGCAGGAGAGCGGCCCUCGGAGCAGCACUGUGACCAUCUGCGAGCGCGAGCUCCCGCUCAAGCCCGGCGUCAGCCUGGGCCACAAUGCCAACGGUGAUAGUAUUCACAUCGAACUGAAAGAGCACCCCUCAAUGUCGUUUCGCAAUAAAGGGCAUCUGGACAUUGAGCUGCGCUACAAGCCCUCGCCGCCCUGCAAGGGCAAGCCGAUGCUCGACAAGAUUGUGGUGAACAGCGAGAGCGAGCAUCCGCUCCAGGAGAAGCUGGCCAACCAGAAGAAGAAGCUCCAGGCGAAGCUGGAAAAGCCGCCCUGCAAAGAGCCCUGGGGCAAGGCCGGACCAGGGGGCAAGCCGUGGCGCAGUCCCAAGCAAGUAGGCAACACUUUUAUGAAAUCGCUGGGCUGGACAAAUAAGGAAAUGCUGAAGGAGCUCGACCAGGACAAUCCCGUGACUCCGGCUGAGAAGAACACAUUUCGCAAGUCCAGAGGCAACAAGCCAUCCAAGCCGCAGCGCUGCUGCGAGCUUUGCACCUGCAACUGCCCCGCCAUCAACAGCUCCAAUAGUCCACUGAAGCCAUCCCGAAAGGUCCCAGCGCCACCUGCCUGCGGCCUGCGAUCCCCGGCCAAGGAGUGCAAGCCCCACAAGCCUUGCUCCCAGCUGCCGCGAGGCCUCUGCGCGGGCAGCACCACCAACAGCACCUCGCUGGCCACGCCGGACCCCAGUGCGGAGAACGCAGGAGGCGGCGUGGAGCUGGUGCCUUUGCUGGCGCGCCGGCGCGGACUACACCGGCCCAUCAGCCUCUCCAGCACGGACGUGACCAAGCGGACGCCCUCCCAUGAUAGGUACGCACCACCCAAGCACAAGACAAAGUCCAACAAAGCGCAGAACAUCAGUAACAUCAUCAAAAACAUUAGUCACAUGAAGCGUCAUUCCAAGAACCUCAACUGCAAGCUGCAGUGCUGCAGCUGCAGCUGUAACUGCAACUGCAACGGCAACUGCAACUGCAAGUGCGACAAAGCCCCGCCUCGAGCACUGGCCUGUUGCCUCAAGCGCCUCACCCUGCUCAUACGUUAGGCUAGUCUCCCGACUGCCCCCAACUGUUGUCUCUGCUGCAGUCUUUGUUGUCUUUGUAUUUGCAUAUGUAGCAGUCUCUCUCUCUCUCUCUCUCUCUGUGUGUCUCUGUCUCAUUUUCUGAUUUAUCGAUUCGAUCCGUGUUUGCACCCGCAUUACCUUCAUUUCCGUUUCUGUUGGCAUUACUCAUUUGCUUGCUCUGCGAAAAUAUCAAAUCUGGGCUGGGCUGAGCUGAGCUGAACUGACCUGACCUCGCCAGGCUCAUAUUGACAAUAAUUUGCAAAUGAUUGCGUCAUCUUUGUGUUUAUAAUGGUUUCUCUAUCACUUCUUUUGGCUCAUCCAGCAAGAAAAUAUCAAUUGUAAUACAAGUGAAAGUAUAGCAACCAAAAGAGCAAACCCAAACUCACCAAAACUAACCGAACCACAAAACAACCCAAUGAUAAUGCAAAUCUUCUAUGUAUCCCCGUGCAAAAACGUUUGCAAAACCGAAACCGAAACCGAAACCGAAACUGAUAUCGAAAUC
Drosophila mojavensis is the source of this 2760-nucleotide messenger RNA. RefSeq lists its product as uncharacterized. The transcript is spliced from 5 exons. Gene Ontology annotation, cellular component: spindle pole; microtubule; centrosome. Bases 624 to 2240 code for a protein of 538 amino acids. Gene Ontology annotation, biological process: positive regulation of cytokinesis. Lineage: Eukaryota; Metazoa; Arthropoda; Insecta; Diptera; Drosophilidae. The record is from RefSeq and is a predicted model, not a curated record.